This is a messenger RNA of Pygocentrus nattereri (red-bellied piranha), 1235 nucleotides long. RefSeq names its product calcium channel flower domain containing 1 (gene cacfd1). The record is from RefSeq and is a predicted model, not a curated record. The coding region runs from base 558 to 1064 and encodes 168 amino acids. NCBI's taxonomy places the organism in Eukaryota, Metazoa, Chordata, Actinopteri, Characiformes, Serrasalmidae. Gene Ontology annotation, cellular component: membrane. Gene Ontology annotation, biological process: vesicle-mediated transport. The transcript is spliced from 6 exons.
UGGGUGUAGACUCCGCCCAUAACGCAACGCAACCGGGGGAACCUCCGAGAGAAGAAGCCAAACAAUGGGCCACUGAAUUAUCUCGAGAAAAUACAGUCGGCCUUUACAGCGGAGCAGCUUUAACCCCGCGGGGGUUGUUGGAUCAGGUUUACAGCUUUCCACACACUGAAGGGCGGAAGGAUCGGCGGCGGUUUGGAGGAGUUAUCCGGCUGAUUUUGCUGUAUUAUUAAUGCCCGAGCGUCCCUAUGAUAAAGCAGGACGCAGGCUGAUAAACAGGCGCUCAGUGUUUCUCACUUCCCUGCCAUCUGGAUCACCAAACGACACAUCUGAGGCGCUUUCACCGCCGACUGGUUUGAUAACGUCUGUCGUUUAACCGACUGGAGUCGUUACCGUGGCUGUCGAGUACUUUGAGAGCGUUGUGAGAAGCACUGGACUGGACUACAGUGGACUGGACUGGAUUGGAUUAGAGACUGGACUGAAGUGGAGCAGAGUGGAGAAGGACUCAGCCACCGUGUGCACUGGUGAUCUGCAGGUGUUGUGAAUAAUUGAGGUGUAAGAUGAGCUCAGAGGAGGCCACAGCUCCAGCCAAAGCAGCCAGCGAUGACGACGGCAUGUCAUGGUGGUACCGGUGGAUCUGCAAAAUUGCUGCUGUCCUGGGUGGCAUCUCGUGUGCGGUGAUGGGGGUUUGGAACUGUGUGACGGUGCACCCCUUAAAUAUCGCCGCAGGAGUCUGGAUGGUGUUGACGGCGUGUGUGCUGUUUAUCUGCGAGGUGCCGUUCUGCUGUCAGUUCGUGGAGUUUGCGAACGCGGUGGCGGACCGGGCGGACCGCAUGCGGCCCUGGCAGAAAGCGCUGCUCUACUGUGGGAUGGCCCUCAUCCCCAUCUUUCUGAGUCUCACCCUGACCACUCUGUUUGGGAACGCCAUCGCCUUCGCCACAGGAGUGCUCUACGGACUCGCGUCCCUUGGCAAAAAGGGCGAUGCGGUCAGCUACGCCCGGCUGCAGCACCAGAAACAGGCUGACGAAGAGAAACUGGCCGGCACGACAGACGGCACAGCCCCAUGACCCCUCCUCCCGCCUCCUCCUCCUCCGUUAUCCCUCGCUCUUCUACCUCUCCCACCCCUCCCUCCAUCUCCCUGAGACUCCUGCUCUCCUGCGUUCAGUGAUUGUGAUUUUAUUUCUGUGGAAUUCCCUUUUUUCUUCUUUUUAAACAUCAGGGUUGAGCUCCGUGUCCGA